AUGACGGAACGGGAACGCGUGCAGUUUCAAGACGGUUCGGAAAGGAUGCUUGUCCAACUGACAAAGCAACAACGAUGGGAAAGGGGAGCCACUGCAACUCCCUCAGCGCUCAGACAACAGCGGCAACUUGGGGGACUGGCAGAAGCGGUGGAGCAGAAGAAGACGCUCAAAGAUGAGGGAUAUAAAACGAAUCAGAAGUUCCACAGACAGCGACUUUUUCUUAAAGACCAAAAAACCAUUAGUAUUGGAGCUGUACUUAAAGAACAGACGCCCCUUGUGAGGAGGGAAGUGUUUAGGAGGAGAUUAUUUCCUAUCCGAUUUGAAGAGUCUGCAAGAAGUGUCGAAGAAGUGCAGCAAUUGCUGAUGCAGAGGAAACCACUCGGCCAGCUCAUGAUUUCCGUGUGCUAUCUCGCAGUUUUACUAGUGUUUAUUUCGUAUUCUUUAGAAGUCAACAGAAUAUUCGAGGCAGCAAACGGCGUUUCAUCCCCGAUAAAAUCUGCCCUUGCACCCACUGCCUCGAGCUUCAAUUCAUUGAGCUAUGAGGUAGCGAAAGCAGAGGGAACAACUCCAACGCCAGCUGAUUUCUCAGAGUCAGGACAUCCGGCGGACAUGCUCAUGAUGAGUAGCAAAGCUGGCGUGGCUUCGUGGCUUCUCUACGGGUUUGUUCCCCUUCUUUAUGGGCCAUCGCCACAGACAAGCAACUUGGGCUCUGCAAGAGUCAUCGGAAAUUGCUUCAGACUCACCUUCCGACAAGUGGAAUUGGAAGGUGUUAAUGGAUUCGACUUGGGUUAUGAGGGAGGGUGGCCCCUUGCUGCUGCAGAGGCUUCUUCCUCAAUUGCUGCAUCCAAGUUAAGCUUAACAACAUCGGCGGCUUUUUUGCUGGGUGGUACCCUUGGGAACUACGAUGUAUACACAAUGAGCUCUGUCAAUUCCAUUCUUGCCGGGAUUUUUUUUGUCCCCCUAUUUCUGGUUUUCUCUGCUUUUGGCUUUACAAUUUUGACUGCGGUAGUGCUUAGGAAGCACAAUUUAUGUGCCGAUUCUGUGCAACAAGGCGUCUUGAAGUACAAGUUGGAAAAGCAGGAUCUUUUCCAAACACGUUACGAAUGGCUAAGACAUGCAAUGGCGUCCGGCUGCAGUUCAUUUUGGACAGCUCUGCGUGGAUGUUGGAAACCGCAACGAAUAUCUGUUCUCGAAGAAGAAUCUCACGAGGGAUUCCAAGAUGAUGUUGAAGAGGCAGCAGCCUCUAAAAAGGAAAGGACCAACAAGAAAUUUCGCUCACGUUGGAGAGAGAAAGGAAAAGAUCCUAUCGAACGGGAACAGCAUGCAGAGAAAAAGCAUCUCUCCAUCGAAGAGGACGAUGACUCCCCUCCCCAAUAUCCUUCGUGGGUUUGGCAGGCGAUGGGAAUGGAAGAUCCUAUAAACAUGUACUCUCUGGGAAGCGGAGAGAAAAAGAGCUUCUAUGUGGAUCCAGCCAGCGUUGAUUCGUAUUUCAAAACAUACGGCUAUUUUAGGGGGUUUGGUAUGACUGGCAUGAAGGAGAGUUCGGACUGCUACUUCCAGCCAGAUAUUCCAACGACGCUUGUGGACGAAAACCCUGCGCCGUCUGUAGACAAGGUAUACAUUCUUGUACGAAACCAGUCACGGGAAGAUCACGAAGACGCUUGGAAAAAGCUCUUUGUGGUCGCUUUUGUUGCCAUCACCGUGGCUACCGUCAGCUUGCAACUGUCGAUUGAUACUUCGGCUGACAUUAGAGACAUGGCUGGCCGGGCCGUUGCGAAGACAGGGUUCUCAUUGGACCCCGUCACGCUCGCUUGUGAAGACACUGCCCUAGGUUUGGCAAAUGUAAACUUUUCGAUACGUUUCCCCAUUCAGCAUGUUUUUAGCAUUACUUCACCGAGAAGCCUUUACAGUUGGCUGAAAUCUGACCAGGGUCUAAUGGCGCUUUUUAGCUGCCACGCUAGUUCCCCAUUGUUCAACCAGACGUUUCCCCAGAGCACUUUGGUAGAUGGCACAUAUCAGCAGCCCGUGCUGUGCAACUGGAAUGCAGCAAUUACUACGCGAUCAAUACGCGUCACGUUGAACACCCGCUCAGAAUCAAUAUAUCCUGUUCAGCUAGGCUUUACCUGCGAAUCUCUCCAGUGUGUGUACCAGCCUCUCUUCGAAAAUACCACUUUCAGAGAUUUUCUAAAAGGGCUUGGAGAGCAAGAUAUUUUGAGGGACGUUGGCACAGAACUGGCAUUUCACACUUUCUUACUGUCCCCUAACUCUGGAAAUAUGAUCUUAGAGCUAUUGCUUAGCUUUCGUCGAGAUUCUGGUGGCACUGUUGCACCCAGCCUGUCCGUCGAGUCCUGGAAGCUGCAGCCGUACGCCACGUGGGACUUUGCGACAGUAGCUGCUGUGGCCUUGCAAGUGGCAAGCGCAGCACUUUUCCUAUUUUUUGGGUGUUCUUUCUUUGUGGAAUUUUGCCGGCUGAGGAGAAAACUGAAGGAGGAACGUGAAGACUACAGCUUCGGCUUAUGUUUAGGAGUCUUUUUUGUGGACGACCUUUUCAAUGCCUUUGAUAUCAUUGGCUUCAUUGUAUUGGCUUGUGCAAUUUUGGUGUGGGUGCUUCACGUCUGUUCUUCACCCCACUCAGAAGUCUUCACUUUAGCAGAUGAUCUCGUUACAGCUUCAGCUACUGCCGCCUCCGGUGCCACAGAGGAAACGGAGGCAACUACAGCAGCUGGUGUUCUCUUCGAGGCGUUCAGUUCAGCAUCUGCCUUGAUGGGCACCUAUGCACAGCUAGCCGCUGCGAUCAUGGCUGCUGCAUUUCUUCGUCUACUCCGAAUUGGGCGCAAACACAAGCGCAUGACCAUGAUGUUUUAUGCUCUCGCUUCGUCGGCAGAAGAGAUGAUACAGGUCCUGAUAGGCACGGUACUCCUGUUUCUGGGCUUCUCUUAUUUAUGCUUUCUGGCUUUUGGACGUCACAUGGAGAACUACUCAACAGUCAAGAAUUCGUUUAUCUCCACGAUAAUGUUAACGACGGGCUUCUUCCCCUUAUCGCAGCUCUUCCAGUCAGAUGCUCUCAUGGCCGGAGCUUUUGUUUUCCCCUAUCUCUUCUUUAUGGGCAUUAUUUGUUUUAGCUUAUUUUUGUCCGUUCUUCUGCGUUCUCUCGCGUACCGCUCUGCGGAAAUUAGGGCGAUGGAAAGACUUCAAAAAAUCGAGCAUCGCUCAGUCCUGAGAUCUGCAAAGCUGUUUUUUGAGGAGCUUAUGUGCAAUUUUCGUGUCCGAAAAGAAAUUCUGGAAGAGCAGCAAAAGGAAAUCCAAUUAAAGCAUCUGCAAGAGCAAGCAAAUGCAGCGACAGAUUUUCGAAAGAGAAUAGCCACCGAGAGGCAAGACAGCUCUGCUGAGCUGCGGAAAUCUGAAGAGGCUGAAAGGAAGAGGCGAGAAAAGCCGCUGAAGGUUGUGGAAUUGCCACCGGACGUGGUAACUAGUGCUUUAUCCGACGCGCAGUACGCUGCUUUGCCAGAAGAUAUUCGUUUUUUUGCAAAUCAAGAGGCUGUUCUUUUUGUUGACAGAUUUCGCGCUAUGGCCACGCAGCUGAAACUCAGCAGCGGUAACAUUGUGUCACUAUUACAUCAGCUAGAGAAUGAGGCUUACACUGAACUGCUCAAGCUUUCUCGCGAGGUGGCACAGCAAGAAGGCCAUCUGCGGCACGAGGCGUCGGUCUACACAUCCCAAGUGGGCACUGGACAACAGAGACUGACAGCCUACGCAAAGUACGUUGAAAAAGCUUUACAGGAAAGAGAGGAGGAAUUGCAGCUACAGGAACACGAGCUGAAGCUUCUUGAGGCCCGAAUGGAGGGUGACUUACAAGAGGCAGAAAGAUAUGGAGGGGACAGUUGA
This is a messenger RNA of Eimeria tenella, 3885 nucleotides long. RefSeq lists its product as uncharacterized. The record is from RefSeq and is a predicted model, not a curated record. The transcript has 10 exons. Bases 1 to 3885 code for a protein of 1294 amino acids. NCBI's taxonomy places the organism in Eukaryota, Apicomplexa, Conoidasida, Eucoccidiorida, Eimeriidae.